AUCCCGUUCACCCUGACUUCGAAGCUUACUCGAGCUUUAUUUUUGUUCUCAAAUUUUCUUGCUCGAACUUGGUAUUCUUCACAGUGCGAUUUUUAAUUUUUUUAUUCCUUUCUUGUGAUAAAUUUUUGAUUUUGAUGUGUCAAUAACAGUCGAAGUUGAAUGUUGAUAACAAAAUUAACGUAUAGUUCACAAACUUAAUUUUGAGAAGCUCAUUAAAACACGUUCGCAUUUAUUAAUAAAAUGUUCGAGUUAAGAGCAAAUUUUUGAAAAACUUAACGAUUCCGUAACGCCGACACCGCCAUGAACAAUACAACUCGUCGCUUGUCCGGUCCAGUGCGUCAGCUGUCUUUGCAGCAACCUCCUCCGCCACGUAAUCAGCAACCCAUACGUCGUCAAAGGUCAACGGAGGAUGAAAAAUCAUUGAAGCACUCGGCGUCGAGCAAAUUUACGAACAAAUGCGACUACUACACGAGGAGUCAAAUGUCACUGCACGAUCGUCCGAAAAUUCGCAUGGCCUGGAGCGACGAGGCUAACCGUGCGGUGGUCAAAACCAAAACUGAGGUAGACGUUGAAAUCGUGGCAAGGCAGAUUCCAACAGUGAAACCUGGCAGACCUGCCACCGGCAGAAACAUGAGGAACAUGAUGAACAGGUACUCGUUGGGAGAGAAGGCCACGAUUUUGUACUCCAGGCAAGAACUAGCCGAACGUUUGAGAUUAGCUUGGAGACAGAGACAGGAAAAUAAAUCAAACAUCGACAUUUUUCUCGCCCAUAAUACUGUGGAGGAGAAGUGCGAUUCGGCAAUGUCUACUCUGAGCAAUCCACCUUCAACAGUUGAAUCACCGCCGACGCCGGCAAACAUUUUUUUAGCUAAUUCCAAUCAAAAAGUCAAAGAAAAUGCUAACGAUGAAAAAGUACAAAAUGUCGAAGCUUCCAGUGUUGCUACUGUAAAUGAUAAAACAAUGGAGCAAGACUCGACUAACUUGACUUGUGAUGGUUUCCAAUUAUGGUAUCCACCAUUUGAGACUAAAUGCCCUAAAAAUGAUGUAAAAAAUAAUAAAGACGAGAGUACAACAAAAGACGGAGAUAAAGUAAUUGUUGAAAAAGCCGAUGCUACGAGUAACAAAACUUUGAUUACGAUAAAUUGUAACGUCUGGAGUAGUAAUUGUAACACAGAAUCGAGCGACGAGACGAAGGAAAAGGUAACUUCCAGCAUGGAAAACGAUUAUUCGCGAGCUCGGCUGAGGCGUGCAAGUUUCAAAAGUGGCCUGAACAAAGCUUUUGUCGAGCCUGUAGUCGAGAAACCACCGACUCCACGUCUCUAUGGUCGAGUCGGCAUCAAUACUCAAGAGCAACCAAAGAGCAUACGUCGAACUAAUUCGGCACCACCGCAGAAGAGAAGUCAGGAAAACGUAAUGGAGGACACAGGAUCGGAAGUCGGCUCAAGCCCGACGGAGAUCAGAACUGCUGCACCCCGACGAAUCAUGAGCGCCGAUGAUCAUCACAAUCACCAUAAUCAUCAGCAGACUCGGUCACUUCUAAAGACCAAUUCCAAUUCCAGCAGUCAGAUUAAUGUCAGGCCGAUCAAAUCGGCUCAGGCGAUCAAGAAAAGAAUCAAAUUCAGUAAAAAACGCAAUUCCUCGUUUAAAGACAAAAAAGAUGACGGCGAUGUAAGCAAAGGGAAAAAUAAAAGUUUGAAAGUUGAUAAAAACGUCGUACUCGAAACUAAAUGUCCGGAAGUAGUGACAAUGGUCUCGUUGGUCAGUUCGGCGGAAAGCGAGAGCGAGAUCGACGAGAACUCGCCGAGAGACAAUAAGCUCAUAAGCGAGCUGAGGAAUAAGCUUUCGACAACGCCUAUUAUCAAGUCUUCGAAUGGCUUAAAUGCUCGAAUAAGGAAACCAUUUAAAUCAGUCUCGUUUCAGCAGGAUUCUCUGGAUUGCGACUCGCCGCCACGAUUGGACAACGCGAGAUUAACGAGCUACGAGACUCAUAUGGUGCGGCCGGUCACGACCUCCUGCGCUUACAGCCAGAUAAUGCGCUACUCUGGCCUGGAAUCGAGCCUCGGGACUUGGCACGCGACGUCGAGCGGCGGCGGUGCCUCGUCCGAGUGCGGCACCGGUCACGAGAGCAGCAGUGCCAACCUGGCGCCGACGGCCCCGCUCACGGACCGCGAGAAGCGAUGCUUGGCGGUGCCCAUCGGUGACGUUUUCUACGACAAGAAGCCGAAACUCGUCAGGUGCCGCAGCGCUGUUGCUCCGCCCAGGCUAAUCGACUCCGAUAAACGAACAGAUGCACGCCAAGCCUUGUACUCGCAGCAAGAGACGCGGAGCGCGAUGCCGUUGACGAUCCAACAUUCGGCUGGUUCGAUUCAACAAACCAACUCGAGUGUCCGGGACGAGUCAAACGAUAAGACGCCAGGCCAGGUAUCAAGUUUGGAUAUCAAUUUAGAGAAAGAAAAAUCAAUCGUAAGUGAACCAUACUGUCAAACACCCAAAGAAAAGGAGUGUUGGCAUCUGUACAGAAAAAUGUGCGAUAAAGGAGUAUUCGUCUCAUUCGAUACAGUUUUGAGGGGCAUGCUGACACCGACCGAGUAUCGUUUGCGACAAAAGGAAGUCAAUCGAAAUUCCUGACAGCCAUAAACUUUGUGUAUCUUUUGCAUCCGAGAAUCCGUACUUAUUAAACAUUAUAUUCAAGUCUGCGUUAAUGUUGCGACGUUGCACUAUCAUAGGAUAAUAUCGAUUUAUCAUAAUAUAGAUGG
Molecule: messenger RNA, 2756 nt
Organism: Trichogramma pretiosum
Lineage: Eukaryota; Metazoa; Arthropoda; Insecta; Hymenoptera; Trichogrammatidae
Exons: 6
Coding region: 301-2628 (775 amino acids)
Source: RefSeq, a predicted model, not a curated record